Hermetia illucens (black soldier fly) is the source of this 2281-nucleotide messenger RNA. Its product is annotated as zinc finger protein 260-like. The transcript is spliced from 8 exons. Gene Ontology annotation, biological process: regulation of transcription by RNA polymerase II. Gene Ontology annotation, molecular function: zinc ion binding; DNA-binding transcription factor activity, RNA polymerase II-specific; RNA polymerase II cis-regulatory region sequence-specific DNA binding. Bases 83 to 2146 code for a protein of 687 amino acids. The record is from RefSeq and is a predicted model, not a curated record. Gene Ontology annotation, cellular component: nucleus. NCBI's taxonomy places the organism in Eukaryota, Metazoa, Arthropoda, Insecta, Diptera, Stratiomyidae.
UCUCCAGAAAACAUCCCGUCUAACAGGAGCAGUCGUUGGUAGUUUAUGUUUCCUAGAUUAGCAGACGAAUAAUCCCAUUGUAAUGUCUAAAGACGUUGAUGUGGACUUGUUGACUACCUGCCGUACAUGCCUAGAAGUCAACGUCGAACGUAAAGGAUAUAUGGCCUUGUUUACACCCACAAAUUCUUUGAAGGUGGCUCCAAACAAUGUUCUUGUGGAGUUAGACUCUUUCCAAUUGGGGAUAACCAGAGAUGAUGGUCUCCCACAACAAAUCUGCUCGAAAUGCCGUGAAGCAUUCUCAUCUAUCAAUCAGUUUAGGAAGCAAUGCGUGGAAGUGCAGAAGAAGUUAGUAACAUACUUUACCCGGGUCGACCUUAAGCCUAGGUCAAAUGAGGAAGAUUCACUCGAAUCCCUGACCGUCAAGUCGGAGGAGACUGAUCCUGAUACAAAGAAGAAGUUGGAAAACAAGAACGAGGAAGAGUGUAUUUACGAAAUAUAUGAGCAUGAACUGGUUGAGGUUGAAAGUUUAGAUGGAACGAUUAAGUUAGAAGAGCCCAAUGAAUCGAUUCAAAUAUGUGAAAGGGAGGAGUCUGUGACGGGAAAUCUCCAGGAAUCAGAGGAUACUUCAAUGGAUGAAUUCAUAAUUAUACCGACAGAAGAAGACACAACGGUAAACGAAAUCCCAAAUUAUAUAGAAGUCAUUGAAAAUUCAACGCCCGAAAAAAUAGUUACUCAUUUAAUUACCAACACUAGCUCAUCAAAUACUCUAAUAUGCUGUUUUUGCAACAAAAGUUUCGAGUCAUCAUCAAGUCUCGAAUCCCAUUUAGAAUCGUGUUUGCCGAAAAAUCGAUCAUUUGUUUGCCCGAUCUGUAAUCGUAAGUUCAAUAACGCUUCAAAUCGAAAUUCACAUUUGCAGUCACAUAAUGAGCUUGAUACGCAUAGAUGUGAUAUUUGCAACCAAGGAUUUAAGAGCAAAAUUUACGUAGCGAAACACAAACGGGCAGUACAUGAGACUGGCAAACAUGAAUGUUCGGUUUGUUGUAAAACAUUUACGAAUACGAUGAAGUAUAACUAUCACAUGCGCUCUCAUAAUCCUAUAAAGAAAUACAAAUGCACGUACUGCGAUAGGUCGUUUAUGCAACUUCACCAUUUGACGAAUCAUGAAAGGACACAUACUGGAUUGCGUCCAUUUCUGUGUAACAUUUGCGGUAAAAAUUUUAAACAGGAAUCGAACUUCAAGAUACAUUUACGGGUGCAUAGUGGUGAACGACCGUAUGAGUGCGAUAUUUGUGGCAAAAAUUUUGUUCAAAGAACUGCAUUCGUCAUGCAUAUGCGGCAUCACAACAAUAUUCGUCCAUAUCAGUGUGAAAUCUGCGGUAAAAACUUUAUUCAAAAGUCAACAUUAACUGCUCACCAACGGACUCAUACCGGUGAAAGGCCUUAUAAAUGUGAUUUAUGCGACAAAGCGUUCGUUCAAUCGCAUCAAUUGAAAUAUCAUAAGUAUUCGUCACAUAAUGGUCGGUCCGGACCAAAUAAAAAACAAAAAAUUAGGACAGAAGGAUCAUCAACAAAAGAAUCUAGCAUGGAAAAUCAUUCUGCUGAAUCUUUAGAAUCGUCUGAUGACCAACAAAGUCUCAAUCAACAUUUAUAUGUUUGCCAAAUUUGCUCGAGAAGCUUUAAGCUGCCAUCGUCUUUAACAUCUCAUUUAAAAUGCCAUUCGGAGGAGAGGAAGCAUGUUUGUAAGAUGUGCGGUAAUACAUUCAAACGCGCUGAACAUUUGCGAAUCCAUGUGAAUGGGGUACACUUAAAAAAGAAGCCGUAUGCAUGUAAUUUAUGUGACAAGACGUUUUCCCAAAUUGGUGAUCGAAAUAUUCACAUGAAAAGUCAUACAGGUGAUAAACCGCAUGCGUGUAGGUACUGCAAUAAAAGAUUCAAAUUGCAAAAAUCUCUUCGAGCACAUGAGCGGAUACAUACGGGUGAAAAGCCAUUUGUCUGUGAAAUUUGUGAGAUGGGUUUCAUUUCAUACAAUGCCCUCGCAAUUCAUAUCAUGAAACAUACGGAGGAGGAAAAGAAAUUCAUUAAAGAGAAGACGUUGCAAGAGAUGCAAGAUUGGAUUAGUAAAAACAGUAAUGAAACGAAGAGCUAAAAAGAACUUUAUCAGGAGAAUUGCACGAUUAUUGUAAUACCUUGAAGAGAAUCCUGUGUGAUUAUUAGUCAUUGUGAAUCCAGAGCUAGGGUGGGUAGUAAUAAAUGAAAUUUUGACGUACGCAAAUUUGUUUUC